GUAGUGUCAGUGAUGUAUAGAUUGGUGUUACAGAAAUCUAUCACAGUGCCAGGUGUUAGUAAGUGUAAACACAUUACCCACGUGACAUCAGACCGGGUCUGGAUCAGUGAUAGAGAAGGCAAUCUCAUACUGACAAACACCGCGGGUAAAAAACUACAUCAUGUGAAAGAUUUAAGUGAAUCUGGUGGUGGACUACAUACUGUGACUGGCGAGGGUUAUUUAAUUUAUAUAGACAGACACCAUAACAUCAUUAAACUAUCUAAAGAUCACAGAAUAAAGACCACAGUAAUACCUUACACUUCACCAUGGAGACCACUGAGUGUCUACAGCUCCCCCUCCACUGGAGACCUGCUGGUCGGGAUGUAUGAUUAUGAUACAGAGACAGGCCAGGUAAAGCGUUACACUAACACAGGAGAACACAUACAGACCAUACAGCACGACAACACAGGUCAGAGACUGUAUAGUGUACCUAUCUAUAUCACAGAGAACCGCAAUGGAGAUGUUAUUGUGUCUGACUAUUACCGUAAUGCUGUAGUGGUGACAGACAGUAGAGGGAGACAUCGCUUCUCCUACACAGGUCCUCCACCAGGAUCACGACUAAAUCCACGUGGAAUCUGUACUGACGCGCUGUCACACAUCCUGGUGUGUGAUUGGUACACCCACACAGUACAUAUACUGGAUUGUGACGGGCGACUCCUGUCACUGAUAGACAGAGAACAACUCGGGAUAGUCGGACCAUGCGGCCUGAGUUAUGACGACAGAACUCACUGUGUCUGGAUCGGAUCAUACAACAACAACACAGUGAACAUACACAGACUUAUACCCGGGGACUCCCUUACUGAGUUUCUGAAAAAGGAGAAAACAACUGUUUUUCAUGCCCGAGGAAUACUUGUUGGAUGUGGUGAGGCUGGGAAAACAACAUUACUGAAGCGAUUAAGAGAGCAAUGCCAGAAUCGUGGUGAAGUGAAAAAGUCGAUGAAGGGACUAACAACACUGUUGAAGCGAUUAAGAGGGAAACGACAAAAUGUUGAUGAAGUUACAGAGUCCACCAGGGGACUGGAAGUCCACCAACAUCUAUUCAUUGUUAGAAAUGGAAUUUUAGAAGUGGCAGAUGAUGACUCACCAUUGAAGACAUUUAUCAGGAUAAACACUGCAGAUUUGAUACCAGACCCAUCUAGUGCAUUUGACAUCUCCGAUACAAAUGAGCAAGAAGACAAUUUGGAACUAGGAAGUACUGAUAAAAGCACUGAAGUAAUUUACAGCAGAGAAAAAGGGAAAGAAAGGAAUGUUGAGAGGUCGAGUUCUCCAAUUGAAGGCAAAGACGAACAGAAAGAAGACAGUAUUGAAAUGUCCAGGUCACUAACGGAAGGCAAAGAAGAAGUGAAUACAGUAGAAAUAAUGGCCAGUGUUCCAGGGGCACAAGCAAUGGUUAAGGAUGAAUUUUUUGAAAAAAUCUUGUCUGAGAAAGAAAAGCUUCCAACAGUAAGCAUGCUGGACUUUGCUGGCCAGUUAGCAUAUUAUGCUUGCCACCAAAUUUACGUAACACCAAAAGCCUUCUUCAUCCUUGUGUUGGACAUGACUAAGAGGUUUGAAGAUGUUGUUGAUAAAGAGAGGGAUAAUCAGGAAGGAUCAAUCUUCUCUGUGUGGACUUACAAAGACUACCUCAAGUUUUGGAUUACGUCAAUCAAGACAUUUGGAGGCACUAAGGCACCACUGUUUCUUGCUGUAACACACACAGAAAGAAAAUCUACAGAU
Molecule: messenger RNA, 1755 nt
Organism: Saccostrea cuccullata (small rock oyster)
Lineage: Eukaryota; Metazoa; Mollusca; Bivalvia; Ostreida; Ostreidae
Exons: 4
Biological process (GO): protein polyubiquitination; proteasome-mediated ubiquitin-dependent protein catabolic process; negative regulation of translation
Molecular function (GO): translation repressor activity; ubiquitin protein ligase activity; protein binding
Source: RefSeq, a predicted model, not a curated record